AUGCAGUCCAACGAAACUACAGAUGAAAGGAGUUAUAACCUACCAACAGCUGAUGAAAUCUCUGUAAUUUUACCCGGAGAUGGUUCUCAAAAGUAUGACUUCAGAGAUAUAAUACUUCAUUGCAAGGGGAAAGUAGGAUUCAAACGUAUUUCAGAGUGUCACCCUGCAUACUUGCCCCUGCAUUAUGUUUUAAUGUUUCCAUACAACGAGAUGAGUUGGCAUCCUAAUAUAAAGCAGCUGGACCUUUACAUAGGAAAACAUACUGCCAAACGGUUAGCUUUUAAAAAAAUUCACAAUUUUCGUCUCUUUGAGAGCCCGAGCGAGUAUUCUACCAUCUUAAGAGCGAACAAACUUUUUCAUGAGUACUUGGUAGAUGCUUUGGCAUCAACAGAACAAAACCAUAUUUUUUAUAUGAAGAAAAGUCGGGAUAAGCUCCGAGCAGAUUCGUAUAAGCAUACAGAGGACUCGGCAGAAUCUGGGCUGAGUCCCAAGGACUUGGGUAAACCAUAUGUAUUAUCGUCGAGUUUAAUCGGUGUUCAUAGGCAUAUGUAUGAGAUUUAUGAAGAUUCAAUGGCCAUAAUACGAUUUAAUCAUCAUCCAGAUAUCUUCCUAACAAUGACCACGAAUCUGCGUUGGCCAGAAAUUCAAGAUGCACUUGCACCACAUCAAUAUCCAUGGGAUCGUACAGAUUGCAUAGGGGUGUAUUCGAGUUACAUAGAACUAAGUUGA
This is a messenger RNA of Papaver somniferum (opium poppy), 729 nucleotides long. RefSeq lists its product as uncharacterized. The coding region runs from base 1 to 729 and encodes 242 amino acids. The transcript has a single exon. The record is from RefSeq and is a predicted model, not a curated record. Lineage: Eukaryota; Viridiplantae; Streptophyta; Magnoliopsida; Ranunculales; Papaveraceae.